UAUCCUUAUUAGAAUAAUGAUUAAAUCAAUUUUAAUUACCGGCUGUAAUCGGGGACUGGGACUCGGUUUAGUGAAACAUUUGUUGAGCAUUCCAAAUCCACCUGACAAGCUAAUAGCGACUUGCAGAAAUUUAGAAAAAGCCAAGGAUGUUCAGCUUUUACAAUUGCAACCGUUAAAGUUAAAUUUGAAUUCAGAUGUUACAGAUUUUAAUUCCUACGACGAUUUUAAGCUUAAACUUGAAAAUAUUCUGAAAGACGAUGGCUUAAACGUUCUUUUCAACAAUGCCGGUACUUCUCCCAAGUCGACAAAAUUACAUUUGGUGAAACCGUCACAACUUGUGGACACUUUUGUGACGAACACCGUGGCACCAAUAAUGUUAACAAAGACUUUAGUCCCAUUAUUGAAAACUGCAGCUCAAAAAAAUAGUGACAAACCCAUCGGUAGUCAAAGGGCAGCUAUUAUAAAUAUGUCUUCUAUAUUAGGAUCAAUUUCAGAAAACAAUACAGAGGGCCUGUACCCUUACAAAUGUUCCAAGGCUGCUCUUAACAUGGCUACAAAGACUUUAUCAAACGAAUUAAAGAAUGAUAACAUAGUGGCGACCAGUAUUCACCCAGGAUGGGUAAAAACAGACAUGGGUGGACCCAAAGCACCCUUAGAUGUUGAUACAAGCGUUAAAGGCAUCGUUGAUCUUAUUCUGACCCUCAGUAGUGACCACAAUGGGGGGUAUUUUCAAUACAAUGGUAAGGCAUUACCAUGGUAAAAAAAUAAAGUAUUAAUUAAGUAUAAAUACAAUUCU
Molecule: messenger RNA, 796 nt
Organism: Agrilus planipennis (emerald ash borer)
Lineage: Eukaryota; Metazoa; Arthropoda; Insecta; Coleoptera; Buprestidae
Product: C-factor-like
Exons: 4
Coding region: 17-760 (247 amino acids)
Source: RefSeq, a predicted model, not a curated record